GCCGGCCGGGGGAGCGCGGGACCGCCCGGCGGAGGCGGGGAAGAUGGACCCGGCGCCCUCGCUGGGCUGCAGCCUCAAGGAUGUGAAGUGGAGCUCGGUGGCCGUGCCGCUCGACCUGCUGGUCAGCACUUACCGGCUGCCCCAGAUCGCGCGGCUGGACAGCGGAGAAUGCAUAGAAGGGUUGCGAGAGAAUGACUAUCUUCUGAUCCAUUCAUGUCGUCAGUGGACCACCAUCACUGCCCACAGUCUGGAGGAGGGCCACUAUGUCAUUGGGCCAAAGAUAGAGAUUCCAGUACAUUAUGCAGGGCAAUUCAAGCUGCUGGAACAAGACAGAGAUAUAAAAGAGCCGGUGCAAUACUUCAACAGUGUGGAGGAGGUGGCUAAAGCAUUUCCUGAACGUGUAUACGUAAUGGAGGAAAUAACAUUCAACGUGAAGGUUGCUUCCGGUGAAUGCAAUGAAGACACUGAAGUUUACAACAUCACCCUGUGUACCGGGGAUGAACUCACUCUUAUGGGGCAGGCAGAAAUCCUUUAUGCUAAGACUUUCAAGGAAAAGUCACGCCUCAACACAAUCUUCAAAAAGAUUGGGAAGCUCAAUUCCAUCAGCAAGCUGGGAAAAGGCAAAAUGCCAUGCCUCAUUUGCAUGAAUCACCGGACCAAUGAAAGUAUCAGCCUUCCAUUCCAGUGCAAGGGCAGAUUUAGCACCCGAAGUCCCCUGGAACUUCAGAUGCAAGAGGGUGAACACACCAUCCGUAACAUUGUGGAGAAAACCCGACUCCCUGUGAAUGUGACUGUGCCCAGUCCUCCACCCAGAAACCCAUAUGACCUCCAUUUCAUCCGAGAGGGGCACCGCUACAAGUUUGUGAACAUCCAGACCAAGACCGUGGUGGUUUGCUGUGUGUUGAGAAACAACAAGAUCCUCCCCAUGCACUUUCCAUUGCACUUAUCCGUCCCCAAGUUCAGCCUCCCUGAACACCUGGUGAAGGGAGAGCUGUGGCCUGAAACCCUGGUCCAUCACUGGCUGGGUAUCUGUCAAGAGCAGUUUGACAUUGACGAGUACUCACGGGCUGUCCGUGAUGUGAAAACAGACUGGAACGAGGACUGCAAGAGUCCCAAGAAGGGCCGCUGCUCGGGCCACAACCACGUCCCCAAUUCCCUAAGCUAUGCUCGAGAUGAGCUUACCCAGUCCUUCCACCGGCUUUCAGUCUGUGUAUAUGGCAACAAUCUCCAUGGCAACAGUGAGGUCAACCUCCAUGGCUGCCGGGACCUGGGGGGAGAAUGGGCUCCCUUUCCUCAUGACAUCCUGCCCUACCAGGACUCUGGUGACAGUGGGAGUGACUACCUUUUCCCAGAGGCUAGUGAAGAGUCUGUGAGUGUCCAAGGAAAGUCAGAACUCCCUUAUGAAGAGCUUUGGCUGGAGGAAGGCAAGCCCAGCCGUCAGCCUCUCACUCGCUCACUGAGUGAGAAAAGCAGAUGUGACCCAUCUCGAGGCUCUGUCAGGUCUAAAUGUACAGCUUCUCCUCUUCUUGUCCCUGAGACUCUUGGAGCUGCAAUGAAGUCUUCAGAAAUUGCCCUACCUCCACCUCCGGUGCCUCCCAAAUCUGAAGCCGUCAGGGAAGAAUGCCGGCUCCUGAAUGCCCCACCGGUUCCACCCCGAAGCGCAAAGCCUUUGUCCACCAGUCCCUCCAUCCCUCCUCGCACAGUCAAGCCAGCGCGGCCACAGACUCGCUCUCCCAGCCCCACCUUGUCCUACUAUUCUUCAGGGCUGCACAGCAUCAGUGUUCCUAAAAGUGACACAAAUCCUUCUGACAGUGCUCCCGUGUCCUGCUAUCCCUGCAAUCGAGUGAAAACGGACUCUGUGGACUUGAAAUCCCCUUUUGGAAGUCCUUCUACUGAAGCUCUAGCCUCGCGACUCUCGUGGCCUAACCAUUAUUCAGGAGCAUCCGAAAACCAGACCAGGAAUGACUUCCUGCUGGACCCAAGCAGGAGUUACAGUUACCCCAGACAAAAGACGCCAGGCACACCAAAGAGAACCUGCCCAGCGCCUUUUGCUUUUGACGGCUGCGAGCUCACCAGCAGCCCUCCAAGUUCAGGCCCUGCGGAAUUCAGUGGCGGCAUCUCUGGUUGUCCCAAGUCAGCCAGCUACUCCCUGGAGAGCACGGAGGAGAGCACUGUUGCAGCGGGCAUGACCAAGCAGAGUGUUUCCUGCCCUGCCUUGCCCCCCAGGGCCCCAAAGCCAGCGGAACAGAAAGCCGCCUCCGAAACAUCUCCUUUGCCUCUGAAAAUUGAUGGUGCUGAGGAGGGCCCCGAGUUGGGGUCCCUGGACCUCUCCGAGAACCAGUACUUUGUUAAAAAGGGCAUGCAGGACAUCUUCUCUGUCUCUUACCCUUUCUCAUCUCCUCUCCACCUCCAGCUGGCCCCUAGGUCCUGUGGCGACGGUUCUCCAUGGCAGCCACCUGCUGACCUGUCAGGACUCUCCAUAGAAGAAGUGUCCAAAUCCUUACGGUUCAUUGGUUUGUCUGAAGAUGUCAUAUCCUUCUUUGUCACUGAAAAGAUUGAUGGAAAUUUGCUUGUUCAACUAACGGAAGAAAUCCUCUCCGAGGAUUUCAAAUUAAGCAAACUGCAAGUGAAGAAAAUAAUGCAAUUCAUUAAUGGCUGGAGGCCCAAAAUUUAGCCAAAUAGCCCUAGGUAGCAUGGAACAAAACGAAGUAAUGUGUAUACGGUAAAAGGGAUGGGCUGGGACACAGUUUCAUGUUUUUGCACUAAAAACCUUCUCUGUAAAUAGGGAUACGAGAAACUCUUACUAUGCAGAUUACGUUUUUGAAUGAUGAACAGGCUAUUUUGUACAUCAAUAAAAAUGCUGUACAGAACACUAAGAGGUGUGCCUUGUACGUCACUCAACACCCAACAGCUGCUAAAAGAACAAAGGCAUAUUUAGAGAACUCAUCCUUACCCCAGUAGGUUUUGUGAGAAGGUAUGAUAUUUAUUACAAAAUAGCCAAAGCUGAAAGACAUAAGAA
Messenger RNA from Dipodomys spectabilis (banner-tailed kangaroo rat), 3019 nucleotides. It is a transcript of the gene Garem1, whose product is annotated as GRB2 associated regulator of MAPK1 subtype 1. Gene Ontology annotation, molecular function: proline-rich region binding. The coding region runs from base 44 to 2674 and encodes 876 amino acids. The record is from RefSeq and is a predicted model, not a curated record. NCBI's taxonomy places the organism in Eukaryota, Metazoa, Chordata, Mammalia, Rodentia, Heteromyidae. Gene Ontology annotation, biological process: cellular response to epidermal growth factor stimulus; epidermal growth factor receptor signaling pathway. The transcript has 6 exons.